UAAAUAGAGCCCGUUUCCGCUCUGCUAUGAAACCCUAAAGGUGAUUCGGCGGGAAGUGUUCAGAAGGAUCUGUCUGGCAGUUUUGUCCGGAGAUUGUUUCGCGUUGGACCCUUUGUUCUAAACAACGCUCUUUUGCCACGAUCGUUGGAUUGGAAAUGGAGAAAAAGGGCAGCUUCAGUCAAAUUCUUUUAAGGAAGUCGUUGAGACAGGAUAUGGAUCCAUAUCUUGGGUUGAAGGUGUCCCUAAACUGGUGGAGAUGGCAGAAGAAAACUUUGACAGAUUCAGAAGCAAAGAUCGAUUGUUGUACAAAGGAGUUGGGAAGAUCUAUUGGGUAUUAUGGUUCUUAUUUUACAAUUUUUUCAGAUUAUUUUCACAUGAUGGAUGAGUUUGAGAUAGAUGAGCUAUUAGGUAUAGUACCACCUCCACCUCCACCUCCACCAGAUCAUUUACGACAGACAAUUAGGACAAAUAUUGAUGCUUUGAUUAGAGAUAUUCACACUAUUAGGUGUGAGCCUCAUCCACCCCCUCAGUUGUUACGCCUUGCAGAUAGUAUGCAAGGCAUUGUACAGUCUAUGCAGGUAUUAGAUAGCGAGCUAGAUAGCUAUCGUAGCUGGCGUGAGGGAUUGCGUGCAUUUUAUGCAGAUGGCCUCACAUACAAACAAGUUAUUGACUUAAAAAUAACAAAAAUAGAUUUGAAAAAAUAUUUUGUGAACCCUAAGACGGGUGAAGAGAUAGAUCCGAAGAAGUCAUGGAUCUCUAUUCGAUGGUGUAGGCACUCGGGCAUUGCUAGCCACUUUUGGGAGCGGUGGUUGAUGGUCUUUGACCAUCCACCACACUCCAAUCAUGAGGUCUCGAUGUAUUUUUUGAAGAAAUUAUGGGUAGAAUUUGAAUUGGGCAAAAAACCCAAUUACUUUGAUAUUAGAUCGUUUCAGGGGGUUGGGAGAGGCAUGCCCCAGGAUAGGCCAAGAGCAAAAUUGAGCGACAGGGUUAGAAACCAUGUGCGCGAUGAUCCAUUGGUUCCUCUUCCAUCACCAGUUGUUCCAGCAUCCGCCCAUUAUCGAGCAGUGGAUUCUGUUCUAGGUUCAUUGAGUGCCCUGUCGGACAAUUUGGUACAGCAGUUGUGGGAGGUGAGGGCUGCCCCAUGCUUAGCACAUGUUUGCACGAGUUGUGGGAAUGUAUGUAGGGGUCCACAGAGUGAAGCUGCCCUUGGAGGAGAUGGUGAUUUUGAUGAUGCUGAUGCCGCCCAUGGUGGUUACGAUGAUGCCGAGGAGGCUGCACAUGCUGAUGCCGUCUCUUCAUAUGUUGAUCUCCUGUGGGUAGACGAUGAUCAGCCUAGAGAGAGGAUGGAUCAUACCACAUCAUUGAGGAACCAACAACAUGUUACCUCAAUACCUAGAGAUGUUGGUGCCCCAUUUACGGGUGCUUCAUGUAGCACUGAGGUGGGUAGUUCUUCAUGUGACCCAUGGACCACUGAGGCUCAGCCUCAUAUACCACUAGCUUCUGGAUUGUUUGAUGGCGCAUCACAUGUACGCCUUCGACCAUCAGUUACUUUGCCUGCAUCACAUGUUCACACCACUACCAAUAUUGGUACGGCUAUGGGGUUGAGCCAGAUGCAACCAUCGACAUUAUCAUUUGAGGACUUGGCUACGACCACUUUUCUUGUUCAUGAUAGUGGACCUCCACGUACCAGUGAGGGAAUUGUAGAGCACGGUCGUAUGACACUGAUAUUGCACAUGAGGGUGGAGUCACUAAUACUGCACAGGAGGGUGGAGACACUGAUAUUGCACAGACACAUGAUGGUGCAUCUCAGGACCAUGUGCAGCAGGAUGAUUCAUCUCAACCACCUUCACAUGGAGUGAAGAGGACUGCAGAUGAGAUGCACGCGAGUUCUUAGAUUGUAUAUUUUAGAUUAUGUCAUGUUAUUGUAUUGUGGACUUUUUAUGAUGACACUUGUUAUGUUAUCCUGAGACUUGUUAUUAUGUGAUUAUAUAUAGGACUUGUUGUUAUGUGUUAUGUGUUAUGUGAUUAUA
This is a messenger RNA of Cryptomeria japonica (Japanese cedar), 2030 nucleotides long. RefSeq lists its product as uncharacterized. The transcript has 10 exons. The record is from RefSeq and is a predicted model, not a curated record. NCBI's taxonomy places the organism in Eukaryota, Viridiplantae, Streptophyta, Pinopsida, Cupressales, Cupressaceae. Bases 156 to 1859 code for a protein of 567 amino acids.